CCCUGCUUAGGGGCCUACUUAUACUUAUAUAGGGGGCGUGUUGAGCAGUGUUGAGCAAAUCAUUUUAUUCACCGGCUUCCUUGCCAAACGCUAUAGCUGGGAGGGGAACGGAAGAUCAGAGAAAGAAAAUGUCGUCGCCGCCGUCCUCGCCGACUCCACUGGUGGUGAGCAGCCCGAGGAAGACGCUGAGCUUGCUGAGAGAGAGGCGAUCCUCUACGUUCUCAUUUGAUCCGGAGGAGAAGAAGUCGCCGGCUGCGGUGGCAGGAUUUGCGGCCGAGCACGGCCCUAAACCCUCUGAAGUUUACGGUUUCGUCGGCUCCAUCACCACCGUCAUAGCCACCGUGAUUUAUUUGGUGUGGGCGUACACUCCUGAACCGUGGUUGCAUUCUCUGGGAAUCACAUAUUAUCCGAGCAAGAUUUGGGCAUUGGCAGUUCCAACUUUUGUUAUGGUGACUGUAGCUUUGGUGAUUGCAGUCUACAUUGGACUGAACUUCAUGGUGACUCCUCCUCCAACUUCUUUUAGCACAAUAUUUGAUGAAUAUAGCAGGGAACCUUCACCUUUUGUUCCUAUAGAAGGGGAAGAACAACCAAUAGAACCAAUUUCUGAUCUAGAUAUUAGCUACGUAAAUGAUCUCAUGUUUGGCGAAGCCUCGAAGCUAUGAAUUUCUCUCCUUCUAUUAUAAUCAGAAAGUAUAUUUGAAUCUA
This is a messenger RNA of Dendrobium catenatum, 705 nucleotides long. Its product is annotated as phosphatidylinositol N-acetylglucosaminyltransferase subunit P-like. Bases 129 to 662 code for a protein of 177 amino acids. NCBI's taxonomy places the organism in Eukaryota, Viridiplantae, Streptophyta, Magnoliopsida, Asparagales, Orchidaceae. The record is from RefSeq and is a predicted model, not a curated record. The transcript is spliced from 4 exons.